UGUCAUUAAAUUCUACCGUUUUUAAAGUAUUCAACGACUGCAGCUCCCACCUUUACCUCGGCAUUUUGUUUGUAGUCGCUUGAGUUAAUUCACACUACAUUUCCCAUGGUGCUUGUGUUAUAAGAGGGGCUUGGCUUCUUGGACGCGCGAUCAGCGCGCGAUGCGAAGUAAACUAUUUGAAAGAAAAAAUGGCGGAAAAACAUACUGGAGCUGCACAAGAAAGUUGCUGCACUGUCGCCGUUGCUGGUGAUUUUCCAGAUGAGGGCAACUCACUGACAUCAACAUCGAAUAAACGCUCGUCCACAAGCCCCAGCACAGUUCCCCCAAACAAAUCUCGCCGUACCAUUUCCCCCACCACAUCGACGCCAGACGCUGAGGAAGGCCAGUCAGCGAUGGACAAACUAAAAAGGCAGACAGAAGUCACAGAGGGAACUUCGAGUCCCACUGCACGGAGGAAAACCUGGAGGAGAGCAACCAUAACCCGACGCUCUCUCCCAGCCCUCCCCCACCCAUAUCAGGUUUUGUCCAGGAGCAUAAGUGCAUCCAUACCACAACAAGAGAGGCUCGAGAAACUGGAGGAGGCUUCAAUGAAGAUGGCAAUAGAAAGAACUCAGGAUUUGCUGCAAUCAGUACCGAACAGCUCACUGGAGUCAUUACAAAAAAAAGUUGAGCACAUGGAGAAAGAUUGGGGACAUCUUAAAAAACGCAAAGAACCAGAGAAUGAUGAACUCUCUACCAAAGCAGCCAGUGAUCCUGCAGUUCAUAGAGCCAACGAAAAGUUACAGAAGGCUCUCAAUAGGCUGCAGGCUGAAAGUGAAUCUUGGGAGGCACUGUUGAACAAACACAGGAGUAAAGCAGAGGAACUGGCGAGGAAAGUGGAACGGGGCCAGGAAGGAGGCAUACCAUUAGACUCAGCAUCUGUAGCCCAGUCAUCACAGUACCAUUGCAUUCAGAGCAAACCCGACUACAACGCUCUGCUCUGUCGACAACUGCCCAUGCUUCACACUAUGACAAUGAUUAUGGACACUCAAAGUAAGAUGGUUAAACAGCUUUCAUCCAUCAAGGAGCAGUUGCAGUUAUUGGUGAAAGAGACCAGUGGCAGAUUGGCGGCAGAGGUUGGAAUCCAGGAUUCUUUGCCUGACCUCAUCAGGAAUUUCAUUGCUGCACCUUUACCCUCGACAACUUCAUAGUCCCUUUGGCUGGAGGCAAGCACAAGCAAUCGAUCAUCUAAUUGGUCAUGGCUCAUUAUGGAUUAUUGAUGAAGCUCAUAUAUUUGUGUACCUUCUGGUAAAUUCACUGACAUGUGAUUUGAAAACUUUCAUUGCCAAGUCUUUUUUCGUCUGGAAUUAUUAUAUACAUUUCUUUGUCAGAAGAAUGUUCUGACUUCUGUCCGCUGCAUGUCUGACUGUGGCAAUAGUUCAGUUAGUCCAUGUGUUUGACCAGCAGGUGGCAGUGGCUGGCUAUACAAUGUUAUGAGAAGCUUGGUGAAAGGCCAGAGUGGAUUUUUCUGUUAGGCCAUCAUUCAUUGUAUUACCUGUAAAACCUGAAGCUGUUAAGACUAGACUGCAAGCUGUUAGGAAUUAAGGAACAAGCAAAUGUUUCCCAAACCUUUGUAAAAACAUCCCCCCCAAACAAGUAAUUGCUCCUUGUUCCUGAAAUAAAAAAAAUAAUCUCUAUAUUGGGAACCAA
Messenger RNA from Gymnodraco acuticeps, 1689 nucleotides. RefSeq lists its product as uncharacterized. Gene Ontology annotation, biological process: cell division; mitotic sister chromatid segregation. Gene Ontology annotation, cellular component: MIS12/MIND type complex. NCBI's taxonomy places the organism in Eukaryota, Metazoa, Chordata, Actinopteri, Perciformes, Bathydraconidae. The transcript is spliced from 11 exons. The record is from RefSeq and is a predicted model, not a curated record. Bases 189 to 1190 code for a protein of 333 amino acids.